Molecule: messenger RNA, 1575 nt
Organism: Cladophialophora yegresii CBS 114405
Lineage: Eukaryota; Fungi; Ascomycota; Eurotiomycetes; Chaetothyriales; Herpotrichiellaceae
Exons: 2
Coding region: 1-1575 (524 amino acids)
Biological process (GO): methylation
Molecular function (GO): methyltransferase activity; nucleic acid binding
Source: RefSeq, a predicted model, not a curated record
AUGCCGCCAUUUCCAGGCGAAGAAACACUGGCUACAGUGUACGCCGAUUUACAUUCCUACUUCACAGCUCCCAGCCCUCGGCCAGCCCUCCAUCGCUUCGACAAAGCCUCCUACUUCUACAUCUACUACAAUUCCACCAGGCAGACCAGUCGGGUCGAAGCCGCGAUCAAUGCUGGAACACCUGACCAGACCGCCUUCAACGGCUUUCUAGACAAUGUCAAGGUGAUUCAUUGCCACAGAUUCCCGACAAGAGUGACGCUGUUGGUCGAUGGAGACACCACCAACACUUCGCCCACUUCUCCCCGAACAGCGAGAGAUCCGGACGAAUGGCGUCUUGCCAGUUCAGAUCCGCGAGAUCCAGGCACCUCCAAAUACAAGAUACACACCAUCGACAUCUAUCUCUGGAAUCAGGAUGACUCGAAACUGGUCCUGGACAUCUUCAAGAGACUCCUCCGGCGCAAUCAGCUGGACAUUGGAGGGGUCGAGGAAGAGCUGCCCCACCACGACAUGGUGAGUCCAGUGGUUCAAAAUCUGGAGAAUGUGGCUAUAUCCGAUCCGCCGUACAAAGAUUGGCAGUAUGAACACGCCUCAGGACCUCUACACAAGCCCGUUCAGUCACCAUCCCCGGCUGCCGUUGCUAACCGGCUCUCUGCUACCGGUCAAGCACCGUCAAUCUCGCCCGCCUCAGCCGCUGCCAAACAUGCACCAGUGAAUGACUAUACACCACUGGCUUAUAAUCCAGCAGCGCCAGCCGCACCAGAACCUAUUGCGCAUAGAGAGGACACGCCUCCUCCAGUCGACGCCGCCGACGGGACAGGCCUGACCGCCGCCGCCAGGCAUGACAACCCAUACGCCCUUCCGCAGCAUCCACAAACGUUCGGUGGUCCACCAAUUGUGGCUCCUGGCGCGUAUGGGCAUUAUGGCUCUCCGCCACCACCGUCGGCGCCCUCAUUUGGGCCUCAUGCGACCACAUCACCCGCGCCGUCCUUCGGACCUCAGGCCGCAGCGACAGUGCCACCACCAUCCUUUGGCUCUCACGCUUCGUCGACGCCACUGCAGUCCUCACCUCAGACAUCUGUGUCUACAAACUUCGCACCACCCCCAACAAGUGCGGCAGGUUCCGACAGUAGCCGCCAUCCAUCAACGGCUGCCCAGACAUAUGUACCGCACGGGCAGGAUCCAAACUCUCACAUCUUUGGCCAGCCGCCAGUGCAGACCCCCGGCACACAAUUCUACCAAUCAAUCAAUGACCAGCCGCAUAAACCACUGCAACAUGUACAACCACAGUAUCCAGACUACCUGGCCGCCGGGCAAGCCCCGGCUCCAGCCGCGCCUCCGCUAGGGGGAUACUCUACGUACAACUAUGGCCAAGCGCAACCGCCCCAACCUGCUGCUACAGGUGGCUACGAUAUCCACAACCAAGUCUACCGACCUACCGAAUCGGAACAUCACACCCACCACCACAGUAGUAAACCCUCGAGGAGUUCGAAUUCGCAGCGCAAGCCCACUCACACGGAGAAGAUCGAGAAAGGGAUCGGCAAGUGGAUCAAGAAGGUUGAGAAGAACUUUGGAUGA